Messenger RNA from Caenorhabditis remanei, 528 nucleotides. RefSeq lists its product as uncharacterized. The record is from RefSeq and is a predicted model, not a curated record. Gene Ontology annotation, cellular component: cell surface. NCBI's taxonomy places the organism in Eukaryota, Metazoa, Nematoda, Chromadorea, Rhabditida, Rhabditidae. The transcript has 4 exons. The coding region runs from base 1 to 528 and encodes 175 amino acids.
AUGAUUUAUCCGAUACUCCUUCUCCUUCUGAUUGGUCAAAUCUCAUGUGCUCAUGAACCCUAUGCAUCCGUCCACCUGACCGGUACCCUCUACUGCAAUGAGUCGAUCUAUCAACAUGAGAAAGUGGAGGUUUGGGAGAAGAAUUACAUAAUGGCAGACAGCUGGGCGACUACUGUGACAACCGAUGAGAAUGGCUAUUUUGAGAUGAAGGCUACAGUGAGGGAUGAUUACUUUCCUCCAAAGCCCUACUUCUACAUGAUUAAUUGGUGUAAAGAAAAGCAAUGGUGGAAUGAUAAGGAAACUGGGGAUAAGUUGGUAUGCUCCGAGCCAUUGAAGGUUUUUAUUCCGAAAGAGUAUGUAACUCCAGGGCGGGAGGCCAAGAAGACAUUCGACUUCACUCAAGUCAACUUGGCAAUGGUGGAGACUCAAUUCGCUGGACUCGAAAUCGUUCUUCAAACAGUUCUUUCGCAAAAAGGAGAGUGUCGUCGGAUUCUGAAGAAAGAUCGAACUGAUUUGUGGGACAAUUAG